AUGCUCGUCGAGCUCGUCAAGCAGCAGGACGAUCGACUCGCCUGUUCCGUCGCCACGCUGCUCCGAAACCUGGCCGUCGAUACCAAAAAUCGAGAGCUUAUCGGCAAGUACGCGAUGCGUGAACUGCUCGACAAGCUGCCGGAGCCUGGGUCAAGAAGGGAGGCCAACAAGGGUCCCUCAGAUCAGACGAUCAGCGCCAUCCUCGGCAUCCUUUUCGAGGUGGUUCGGGAGAGCGCACAGUUCACCAAAGACCUCCAUCAAGCCCACGGCACCGAAAAGCUGCAGCACCUGGCCAAAUCGUUCCCAAUAGGCGACUCGGCCACCCUCGCCCGCCCAAUCCACUCCCAGGGCCGCGAACGACCAAAGGGCCAAAAUCGAACCCUCGACGACACGAUGAGCAGCGGCUACGGAGCCGUAGAACAACAGUUCUACGACCUCACUAGGACGGCACGCUCCAAUCAACCAUCACUGUCGCGCACGCCCUCUGGCCCGACGAACCAUUAUACGAACGGGUGGGUCGUU
This is a messenger RNA of Mesorhabditis spiculigera, 522 nucleotides long. The record is from the annotation of a GenBank genome assembly. NCBI's taxonomy places the organism in Eukaryota, Metazoa, Nematoda, Chromadorea, Rhabditida, Rhabditidae.